This is a messenger RNA of Ctenopharyngodon idella (grass carp), 2178 nucleotides long. RefSeq names its product adenosine deaminase tRNA specific 2 (gene adat2). The coding region runs from base 164 to 925 and encodes 253 amino acids. The transcript is spliced from 7 exons. Gene Ontology annotation, cellular component: cytoplasm; nucleus. Gene Ontology annotation, biological process: tRNA wobble adenosine to inosine editing. Gene Ontology annotation, molecular function: zinc ion binding; tRNA-specific adenosine-34 deaminase activity. The record is from RefSeq and is a predicted model, not a curated record. Lineage: Eukaryota; Metazoa; Chordata; Actinopteri; Cypriniformes; Xenocyprididae.
UCGAUCGGUCGAUUAUGCGGUCGAUCCACCGCCCUCACUGGAAGGUCCGUCCAGUAUUAAGCUCCCCCGAAAGCAUGUGCGCGUGCAAACAAAACGCUAACUUUUCCCAGAUGUGUGCUGCUUUAUUUAUACAGUUAUACUUUUGUUGAGGAUACUGAUAGAGAUGCAAGCAGACAGUUUUAUUCCCGGGAAGAGUGAUUUUCUGCAGCCAUCAGAUAGUGAGAUUCAAACAUGGAUGUCAAAGGCGUUUGACAUGGCAAUUGAGGCCCUUGAGAAUGGCGAGGUUCCAGUUGGCUGUCUAAUGGUUUACAACAAUGAGAUUAUUGGAAAAGGAAGAAAUGAGGUGAAUGAAACAAAAAAUGCUACUCGGCAUGCAGAAAUGGUGGCACUGGAUCAAGUGCUCGAUUGGUGCCGUUUCAGAGAGAAGGACCCGAAGGAGGUGUGUGAACAGACUGUACUUUAUGUGACAGUGGAGCCAUGUAUCAUGUGUGCAGCUGCUCUGCGCCUGCUUCACAUACCUCUUGUUGUAUAUGGGUGCAAAAAUGAGCGGUUUGGAGGCUGUGGCUCCGUCCUGGACAUCUCAUCAGAUCAUUUACCACAGACUGGAACUACAUUUAAGUGCAUCGCAGGCUAUAGAGCGGAAGAAGCCGUUGAAAUGCUCAAGACAUUUUAUAAACAAGAAAACCCAAAUGCUCCCAAACCUAAAGUGAGGAAAGAUUUGAACAGUCCACCAGGUGGAGCUGUAGUCAUUCAGGAACCACAUUGCCUCAUCAGCCAGACCACAUCGCUCGUAAACCUCCAGGCCUCUUCUUCUCUGUGGCUGGACGCAGUGAAUCUCUUCACAGCAUGUAGAAGCAAAGGACUGGGCCUGUUCUGCAUUAAAGCACAGGUUCUUCUCCAGCUUUUGCUCUCUUUGUGUCCUUAAACAACCCAGAACACUGGUUCUGAACUCUCAAUGAUCUCAGUCUUGGGCUCACUAGCAGAUGUAGGGCAGACCCAGGUGGAGUUUCCACUUACUUCAUUGCCAGAAAAUUUAAAGGGAUAGUUAAAAAUUAAUUUCUGUCAUUAUUUUCUCACCAUACUUUUUUUCUUCCAUGAAGCAAAAAAGGUGAAUUUUAUAAAGAAUAUCCACCUAGUUUUUUUUUCAAUAUAAUUAAAGUGAAUGAAGACUGAGGCUGUCAAAUUUUAAUGUAGCAAAAAAAUACAAUAAAAGUAUCAUAAAACAUAGCUUUGUUUUAUAUCCUUUUGUGUUCCCUGGAAGAUGAAAUGUCACACAGGCUUGGUAUGACUUGAAGGUGAGUAAAUAAUGACUAAAUCAUUCAUUUUAAGUGAAAUAUUUGAAGAUUUUUCCUUUUGGUUUGCCUUUUUUUUUUUUUUUUUUUUUCAUGCACACUAACUUUCAAAAACACUGAACCUUCUUUGUUGUUUCCUCUUAGUGUUGUUUUAGUAUUAUUUCUAUAUAAUGUUAUAUUUUUAUUAGUAUUUUGAAUUAACUUUAAUUUUUUAUAUUUUCAGCUUUCAUUUUAAUUUUUGUUUGAUUUUUAGUAAUUUUGUAAUGUGCUUUUUUCAUUACUAUUUUUUUUUUCCAAAAUUUCAAAUUUUCAUUUAGUUUUUCAACAAUUUCAUUUAAUAUUUGAUUUAAUUUCAGCUUUAUUUCAGUUAACAAAAAUAUUUAUAAUAGUUUUAGUUAAUAAUAACCCUGAUUUGCUCACUUCCACUUGUGAAAGUAUUCAUGUCGUGUUGCAUUUCUGGCUAUUAAAGUAUAACUUAGCUCUCAUGAGCGAUACCAUAAUGGUUUCAAAACCCCACAUUAUUAAAUUGCCAUGUAAUGUAUUAUUAGUGGCUGGAAGUGGGUUUUCUGUGGGUGCGUAUGAAAGAGAAAUCAAGCGGUUUUGGAAGUAGAUAUGAGGUGUCUGAGAUCUUUAGGUCUGUCAUUUUUCAAAGCCUGUCGUCUUACAUGGUUAUGGGUUCUGCCGGCCAUAUCAUAUGAAUCUGAAACAUUUCCUCGGUCAGUUACUGCUCUGUUAUUGUCAUUGUAAGUAGAGAACCCAUGGGUUUAAUUGUUUUGUGAUGAAUGAUCAGACAUUGAGAGCUCACAGCUGGCUUUUUUAAUAUGAACAUACUAUCUUGAUGUUGAAAUGACAGGAGCUGUCAUUAAUAAAUACAAAUAAUAAUUUA